This is a messenger RNA of Acanthosepion pharaonis, 624 nucleotides long. The record is from the annotation of a GenBank genome assembly. Lineage: Eukaryota; Metazoa; Mollusca; Cephalopoda; Sepiida; Sepiidae.
AUGUACCCGCAGCCUCAGUUGGUGGAUUUCAUUUUAAAAUCAACCCUGCAGCAAAUCAGUGUUCAUAACAUCUAUGAAACUAUUUCGCGGGUGCCACCCGUCGCCAUUACUAAUACCAUCAUUUUAUAUCCACCCUAUCUCUCUAUUCUCCUUCGCCUUACGAUAUCGACUUUCAACCGAAUCUUUUCGACUGUAAACUUUGUUUUCUCUGUCAUUCGUAACUCUUUUCUUAUCUUUCCCAUUUCUCUCCAAAUCUCUUUAUCAUAUUUUUUCUUUCUUAUCUCAGAUUCUCUUUAUCUUUGUUCUGUCUUUUAUUUUCUUCAUUCUACUUGUCCUUGCUUUCCUUCUUCUCUUUCAAUAUCUCCUCCUAGUCCUUUUAUUCUUCGUUAUUUAUUCACUUUAAAAAAAAAAGACAUUUCCUUCUUCUCAAUCUCUCCCUCUGUUUUAUUUUUGCUUUUCUUCUUCCUCCCUUUAUCUUUCUAUACGUUUUGCUCAAAGUUUGUCUCUUUUUAUGGCUAUUUUAUCACAUUUCUCGAUUAUAUUUCCUAUUCUUUCCCUUUCAUGAAAUCCAUAUUUCAUCUUCUUUCUUCUUCUCUUUUUAUAUUCAAUUUUUCCUUUAAGUAG